Molecule: messenger RNA, 1201 nt
Organism: Daldinia decipiens
Lineage: Eukaryota; Fungi; Ascomycota; Sordariomycetes; Xylariales; Hypoxylaceae
Exons: 5
Coding region: 272-967 (231 amino acids)
Source: RefSeq, a predicted model, not a curated record
ACUAUACGAUAAUUCUCAACUCAGAAAACCUCCAAUCAAAUAUGACCAUUGAUUGAUCGAUUUGUUGAUUGCAAAGGUAAAAAAUAAAAUUUAAAUAAAAGUUACGGAAUUUUAGGUACCUAUAAGGUAGUUAUCUGUGCUCUAGACUUAUGCUUCAGAUACGAAUAUUUCCGUCUUAACAGCAAUAUUCAAACGCUAAAGAACAUAUCAGUGCCAUCACGUAGUCUUAUAAAGAAACUGACACUACGCCUCUUUCGAUAUACCUACAAAUAUGGGUUCCUCACCGCAGCAACCGACGCCGCAGGGGCCCUCAUCCUCGGAUCCUAACCCUAACCCUGAGGCUAUUAGUCCAUAUGAUAGAGAGAUGCCAUCAGCAAAUGAGCUUAUGGAAAUUGCAAGCAAGUCAUUGCAGACCGGAGUUAUGGCCGGCAGCGUUGGCUUGGUGAUUGGGGCUGGUUCUGGCAUUGUCCGAUCAGCGCCACCAGCAUUAUUCGCAUUAGUUGCCGGUCUCCAAUGGUUUGCUCUCGGGUCUACUUACACGGCUUCAAGGGAUCUCCUUUGGCAUGCCUGGGGUGGUAAAGAAAACCUCACCACGUCAGACCUAGUAAAGUCAAGCGGCGUGGCUGGCGGCGUAGCUGGGAUGGUCGGUGGCAUGUUUCGGGGCCCUAAGAAUAUUAUACCAGGUAUUCUAGUUUUUGGCACCGCUGGAACUGCUGGUACAUACCUAGCUCAGCUCUUCAAGAACCAAUCCAAGGAUGAUUCCAAGGCCAAGUCGGGCUGGCUUGAUUCAAAAUGGAGUCCUUUAAAACGAUUAUCAGACAGAGAGUAUGCAGAAAAGCUCGAAGAAAAAAUACUUCGGAUAAACGCCGAAAUCUCUAUUAUCGAUGAUAAUAUUGCUGCCCUUCGAGCGUCAAGCGGCGCAUCAACUAAGCCAGGCGAGGGAAGUAAACCGAAUAAUAACUCCUAAAUUGCUAGCCGGUAUGCUGAGUUGUUGAUUACAACUAUUAGGAUUUCCACAGAAAAGCCUAGAUGGUAUUCUUUGAUAGGAACCAGACUCGGUCUAUGUCACGUUAUGACGGGAGGAAUUAGCACUAGAAGUAAGACAAACUAGUUGCGAGGACUUCAUCGAUCUCGGCCACCAAUAUGAGACUUUAGCAUUACAUACAACUAACCUAGACUGCGGUCUCAAGGAUCUUCGUCA